Molecule: messenger RNA, 1014 nt
Organism: Lodderomyces margitis
Lineage: Eukaryota; Fungi; Ascomycota; Pichiomycetes; Serinales; Debaryomycetaceae
Gene: SLF1
Product: Slf1p
Exons: 1
Coding region: 1-1014 (337 amino acids)
Molecular function (GO): RNA binding
Source: RefSeq, a predicted model, not a curated record
AUGUCGAACAUAAGACGAUUAACCCCUGCUCCCCUCCCCACUUCAAACGCUUGGGUUGUGAAUACAUUGCUACCAAAACAAGAAGAUAAAAAAGCAGCUGUCAAACCGCCAUCUUAUAACCAGAAUUUAGAUAUUGACAAGUCACCAGAUACAGGCUUACAAUCCCAGUCAGAUGAAUUGACCCAACAUGGUGCUGUUAGUACAUCAAAUUCAAGGGUAUUGGCUCUUGAUUCACCUCAACCAAUAAUGGCUGCAAGAAUAACAAACAAACAAACCCAUUUGGUAAAUGUGGGUAAAACAGUCAAGAUAAAAAAACCAGCUUUCCCUAGGUCAAAGGACAUCAAAGGAGGUAAUGGAUUGUUCAAGUACAAAAUUGUUGACGAUUAUAACAAGCCAAUUCUUCAGUCACUGGUCAAUAUGUCCUCAGCAGCAGCAGCAGCAACAACAACACAGCCCUUUUUAAAACCAGAUAUUGGAUUAUUUGCUCACCCAAUUGAUGAAGCACAUUCACCAAUGUCAGAAGACUCAGCUUCCAUUCCAUCACCCAUAUUAAUACCAUCGUCAAAUACCUCAUUAUUACCUCACUCUCCAGCGAUGUUUUCAUCACCACAAUUACCUCCGUAUCAAAUGGUGGUUUAUAGUAUGCCAAUGUAUCUUCAUUCAGCAUUUCCGCAUCUGCUGCCACAAUUAAGCACACAGUCUCAACAGUCUCAGUCACCCUCCCUGGAAAAUAAAAGAGGCACCAUCAAAGGUAGUAUUAAGAAACAAUUACAAUACUACUUCUCCACCGAAAACCUCUGCAAGGACACAUACUUGAGGUCUUUAUUCGACAAGACUGACGGCAAACUUAGAGUUGCAAAAUUGGUCGAAUUCAACAGACUAAAAGUUUUAACGCACGACGGGAAAUAUCUUGAAGUAGUUUUGGAAGCUGCCAGAGAACUACCCAAUUUGGACAUACUCGAAGGAAACGAGUUUAUUCGCCUAAAGACAUGGAAAAAAUGGGUAAUGCCAUAA